Molecule: messenger RNA, 909 nt
Organism: Nicotiana tabacum (common tobacco)
Lineage: Eukaryota; Viridiplantae; Streptophyta; Magnoliopsida; Solanales; Solanaceae
Source: RefSeq, a predicted model, not a curated record
AUGGAAAUAGAUGUGGUUGAACCUGAACCAAUAAUUGAAGAGGUGCUUCAAACACUUAAUUCUAUUCAAGUGGAAGGACAAAACAAUAUAGAGAUUGACAACCAACAAGCUUUGGGUAUUCAAGUCUUAGAGACUGCACCAGUAAUAGAAGAAGUUGAUGAAAAAUCCUCUACUCAACUAACUAUACGAAGGUUUCUUUAUAUGUUUUAUGCAUAUGGAUCAUCAAUAGCUGGUUGGAAUCAUUGUAGACCGGUGAUUGCUGUUGAUGCAACUUUUUUGAAAUCAAAUUAUCAUGGUGUUUUAAUGAUUUCAGUUUCAAAGGAUGCAAAUAACCAAAUAUUCCCACUAGCCUUUGGGAUUGCAGAAUCUGAAAAUAACAACUCGUAUGAGUGCUACUUUAAUAGGCAUCAAUCUAUUGCACAUGGCAUCGCAAAGGUAUAUCCUGAAAGCCACCAUGGGAUUUGUAUCUAUCAUUUGGAGCAGAACCUAAAGCGAAGGAAAGUGAAAAGUGAGGUCAUAAAACUUUUUCAAAGUGCUGCAAGAGUAUACAGGCGCAAAGGAUUUGAUCUAUACAUGUCAGAGAUAGCAAAAGUUGAUAAGAAGAUUUUUGACUACUUGAUGGAAGAACCACCAGAAAGGUGGGCGCGUUCUUGUUGUCCACGACGAAGAUAUGACAUGCUCACAACAAACAUAGUUGAGUCAAUGAAUUCUAUGCUAUUAGAAGCAAUGAAGCUUCCUAUAUUGAGAAUGAUGGAUUUCAUCCAAGUGAAGCUGCAACGUUGGUUUUAUAAAAGAAUAAAUGAAGCAGAAGGAACUUUUUAUGAUAUUUCAUGUUGGGUAGAAGAGGAAUUGAAGAAAAAGAUAGAUUUAGCUUUUACUAUAAAUUUAAGCAUUGUGUUCUUACUUUAG